CGCUGUUCUAAAAAGUUUCAACUGCACCCCGUGCUGGCGUGUAUCCUAGAGACUACAAGAGUGCAGGCUGACUUGAAGUUGAAGUUGAAGUUGCCGUCUAGAGGAAGCCAAGACACAUGGCCUGUUGUCGCUCACGAACGUACUGAUUGGACGUUGGGGGCGAGCACAUAACAAUGGCGGCGGGCGCGCAUGCAGUGCUGCAGGCGGGGCAGCUAAUCAACAACAUGUGGCUCAAGAAGAAAUUUGCCGUCACCAAGGGGCGCUCCUCGACGGAGCAUAGGCGCUCCGCCAAGGUGGCGGCAUCUGAGCACAUGUCACCGGUUCUCGAGCCUGACGCAGAAGCAGCGGCGGCCGACCGUCUCGCCGAGUUGACGCUCAUCCCGGGGUUGACCAACGAUGUGGCCAUGCAGUGCCUGGCGCGCGUGCCGCGGGGGCUGUACGCGGGCCUGAGCAGUGUGUCGCGAGCCUGGAAGGAGGCUCUCACGAGCAGGGAGAUCUUAGAUACUCGGAAGCGGCUGGGGUGCGCGGAGGAGUGGCUGUAUGUGCUGAUGCGGACGGAUGCGGGGACGGACUGGCGCUGCUGGGACCCCGCCACCAACCGCUGGCGCCACCUGGCGCCCACCCCCAAGACCUUGGACCCCCGCGAGAGCGCCGACGUGCUGGCGGUGGAUGGGCGAGUGCUGCUGAUCAGGCGGCAGCAGGAGCCGCACUGCAGUGGCAAGGCGGUGUACCUGGGGCACUUCUUUGUACAGGACGUGUGCCUGUACGACCCCUUCACCAACACGUGGGAGCGACGGACAAGCAUGCUGGAAGCUAGGGAAGCAUUUGCGGCUGCGGUCCUGGGGUCGGAGGUCAUUGUCGCAGGCGGGCUGACCCACGGGAUACGCACGCGCAGCGUGGAGGCAUACAACGUGGCCACGGAUCGCUGGACGCGCAAGCCGGACCUGGUGCGGGGCAGGAGCGGGUGCAGGGCCGUCGUGGGGGACGGCGGCGCGCUGUGGGUGUUUGGCGAGCAGGAGCCGCAGUACAACCACCGCGGGGUGCACCACUCCACCGAGGUGCUCCCCCCGCACAGCGCCACAUGGGCGGUUGACCCUGACGCGUGGCCCACCACGAGCUGGCCCGGCCCGCUGGCCGCCGUGGACGGCCGCCUGUGGAUGCUGACGCGCAGCGACGCCGCAAAGCCUGCGCGGCCGCCGGGGGCGCUGCCGCAGCUGCACUUCGAGAACAUCUACGAGGGGUACAAGUACGUGGCAGCCUACGACCCGGCGGCAAAGCGGUGGGAGACGGUGGCGCCGCUGGCCAUGGCCGCGGGGCAGCCGCAUUGCCACACGCUGCGGCCGGCGGCCUUGGGGGGAAAGCUCAUCCUGGUGGGGGCGGCGUACGCGGCGAACCCGAAAAGGGGGGGAAAAGAGACCAGGCUGCAGGUGCAUCAGUACGAGGGGGGUGGCGACGGGAAGUGCCCUUGGAAGGUGAUUGCAGAUGGGGGAAAUGUUGGGGAGGGGCUGCUCAUUGGGUGCGCUGUACUUAGUCUUUAAAAGGAAGCGAAAGUGGGAAAGCUGGAAAAUUGUAUUAUAUAACGUGUUGCGAUUACAUGUAAGUAGACCAUUAGACAAGUUAAGAUGGGCACUCAAAGAACCAUAAACAGUUGACGGCUGAGCUUGCAUGGCCGCUUCAUCGUCCUAGGAUCCGCUCCUGAGGAACCUCUUGUAUAGCAGUCGCGGAUGUACAAUCUCCCCCUUGGUUGACGAUUUUAUAUCGUCUUAUGCUCCUUCUGACAUUCGAAUCAUUCAAGAAAUCGUAUCGCAUGUG
Molecule: messenger RNA, 1812 nt
Organism: Klebsormidium nitens
Lineage: Eukaryota; Viridiplantae; Streptophyta; Klebsormidiophyceae; Klebsormidiales; Klebsormidiaceae
Source: the annotation of a GenBank genome assembly